CUGGCCGGGCGCGAUCUAUAUUCGAAAAUUUUCCGCUAUAUCCGAUUGCGAUUUUCCAGUUUUGUGAUUUUUUUCUUUUUUUUUUUUGUGGCUAAAUCGAAUUUAAACGUUAUUGAAACCCGCCGUCAAAUAGUUACAAAAUGGCAGCCACAGCCUCUGUACCCGCCCGGCAAAGGGAACCCAAAAUUCCGGCGCCAGUGAGAAAAAUAUCCCGAGAUGGAGCCAGAUCCAGUGUGUCCACUAAUCCGGCAGUGCCCAAAUCACCAGAUGGACUCACCUCACUGGUGGGCAGGAAGAGCAUCACAUCCAUGUCGGAUGAGGAGAUUAUCCAGGAGAACCUCAACGAGAUACUUGACCUCAAGUCGCGAGAGGAGCGAAAAGCAAAUGGACGUCUGGUGGCUGUUAUUGUAUGUUUUCUAGUUCUCUUUUUGGCCGUUUAUCAUGCCUGCGUUCGAAAGACGGAGAACUCUCUGGCCGGUGUCCUGGUUCCUGCUGGCAUUAUGCUCUCCUAUGGCGCCUGGGUGGUGAUCCUGGCCAAGCGGGACAAGCGAAGGCAGGCAAUGUUUGAACGUCACAUCGAGGAGGUGACCCUGAAAAAUAAGACCGAAAUUGAGGAGCAUCAUGCCCGGCAUCAGGCCAAGAUGUUAGCUCAGCAGACAGGACACUCCACCACGGGCACGGAUUCCACAGGCAGUGCCUCCAGUACUCUCCAUUAUGUCAAUGAGCUGAUACCCAUUGGAGAGCACCGGAAGAAGCAGCGACGCCAUCGGCACAGGGAGCGAGAUGAAAGACCAGGAGAAAGGGAGAGGGAGAGGGAGGAGGAGCGGGAGAGGGAGCGGGAUCGGGAUCGGGAUCGGGAGCGGUUUCGAGAUCGAGAACGACAGCAUCCCAGCACUAUGGAGAUCGGUGUUCAUCGCUUGCCAGCCAAGAGACCAAGCAUACGGCAAAAGCUCUUUGGCCAGUCCAUUGUCCACAAGAAGCUGGUGGAGGCCCAGAGCGAUAGUGCGGAUUCCACGGGUCCGGGACCGGGACCAGGUUCCGGCCGGAGUCCAGGACACAGUUCCCAUCCCGCCGAUAAGCGCCAGAAACUGCAACGAAUGGACACCUUGGCCUUACCGCAGGUGAUCCGUACCAGUUCGGCGCCAUAGAUUUAUGUAUAUAUUAUAUAUACAUUCGUAGCUAGGAUAGGGAUAGCUUUUGUAUGGCGUAAAUAAAUGUAUUAUAAAAAAAAACAGAAUUAUAAACAGGAAAUCCGAUUUUAUAAAUAGACGGCAAUCAAAGAAAGGAAACUCUCCACAAUCUUUACAUCUGGCCAAAAGAAAACAUCUUCCCUCAUUUGCAAAACGUAUUUCAUUUUCAA
Messenger RNA from Drosophila serrata, 1360 nucleotides. RefSeq lists its product as uncharacterized. The record is from RefSeq and is a predicted model, not a curated record. Lineage: Eukaryota; Metazoa; Arthropoda; Insecta; Diptera; Drosophilidae.